GCAAAGCAAGCUUCCUUCCCAUGCACGGUUUUGUCCUUUUAAAGACGGCCAACCGCGCCAAACAAGCUCAAUGGCCCAGAUCUUUUCUCCACACUGAGAGCUUGUUAGGGACUCAGUAGUGGUUUAAUCCCCUCUCCGGCCAACCUUCCCCACGGCUAGCAACUCCCACUGCCCACCCAAAGCAAUUUUUUGUUCAUUUUCAGGAAGUCCCUUUCUUCUCCCGCAGGCAUACAAUAUGCGCACUCAUUAUUUGGCUCUUGUGCUGGCCGAGCUGGCAUGCCGGGUCCACGGCACUCCAGUAGAGCCGGUGGUUCGAGAAGAUGUUGCUGCACCGCACGCCCCCGAGAUCACGCCCGCGCCCGCGCUGAAGCAGCCCCCAACACGAACACUUGAGAUUCAGAGGAGAGCCGACAUCUGGGGUGCUUUCGAAUCUGGGGUCAACUCGAUCUUCUCCGGGCUCGGAUCAAGCAUCCCAUCCUAUGUCGCCUCGGGAGUUCCCAACUUCUUCCAAGACUUUCCCACGGGUGACAAAGUCCAGAGCUCACUGGGCAUCGACGACAAUCAGAUUCGGGCGCUGCCGACCCAGGUCCUCAACGUCCCGCCGUAUGGCAACUGGAGCAACAAUGCUUGGAACAUUAGGUUCAGGGGUAAUGUGUACAAGCAGCCCAACACGAGCCGGGAGAAGCUGGACGACCUCGCCAACAUCUUCCUCAUCGGCGUCGACAUCAAGGAUCUGCAACCGAGCGAGCAAGAUCAAGCCCGCAACCUGACUUCCUCUAUCUUUAUUCUGCAGCAAAGCCACCAGAAUGUUUCUAUGGAGAUCAAGCCAGCACCCUCUGUCGGCUCCGGCGGUGGCGCAACCAACACCAACGGAGGCGCUCAGAAUAUCAACCUGCCAACUCUUACCACCAGCCAGGGUGAUUUUGACGAGUUCGUCCCUAUUCAGCUCAAUGGCCUGACCCCAGGCGACAGGACUCAAAGCAUCCAGCGCCUGGACCUGUUCACCAAUGGCUCCCAGCUUGGCAAUGCAACCGCAUACCUGGUGCCGCCAGAGGGCUACACUGUCAUCUCUGACAUUGAUGACAUCCUGAGGGUGACCAAGAUCUACGUACCCAAGGAGGGUUUACUCAACUCCUUCGCCCGUCCAUUCACCCCUUGGGAGAACAUGCCGGACAUUUACGCCAACUGGGCCCGCGAGAACAGGGACAUGCACUUCCACUACCUGACCACCACACCCGAGCAAGCCACCCGGAUCUACAUGGACUACAUCUACAAGACUUACCCAGCAGGCAGCUUCGACACGCGUCCGCUCAACUUUUCCGACGUGGCCGCGACCCUCUCCAUCCGGAAAUACCUCCUCGACCGCGUGUUCCAGACCUUCCCCAAGCGCAAGUUUGUCCUGGUUGGUGACAUUUCCAACUCGGACAUCAUGAAGGACUACCCCAGAAUGGCCAAAGAGUAUCCCGGACAGGUGAGCUGCAUCCUUCUGAGGAACACCAGCGCCACCGACGACCAGAUGCUGUUCCCCUACAACACCAAGGAGUUCAAAGAUGUCGACCAGAAGAACUACAUGUUCUUCAGGACCACGGAGGAUCUGGCCGGGAUCGACGUCGGCAAGGGUGGUUGCUACAAUAACUCGGUGCCGCAAAAUGUUACAUUCGACUUCCAGGCUGAACGCCUGAAGAGGGGUGCUGCGGGUCGGUUAGGAUUCAGCACUGGUGUCACCAUUUUGGUUUCUGCCAUGGCUGCGGCCCUGCUCGCUGUCUAAUGAGGUUCUUCUCGGGCUCUUUACUUACUGUUACUGCCUUGUUUGAUUAUUCUUGGAUCAUGUAUUUGUUUGCCUUUUACCUUUAUGUCCAAGUAUGCUUUUUUAGUCAUACCAUUAAUGAUAGCAAGGCGUUGGUUUGCGAGUAUUCCCUGCGAGACAAUCUUAGUAGAGCACGUGCCGCUAAAACGUCUUUUGCAUCGUUAAACAUGAUUUAGUCUUAUUUGCGGAGAUCAUGAGAUUUCCCUGGUGCAACAGCUAUUAGGUGACUAAACCUCCACCCCCUCUUUACACUACCUAUGGAACUUCAG
Messenger RNA from Pyricularia oryzae 70-15, 2076 nucleotides. RefSeq lists its product as uncharacterized. Gene Ontology annotation, cellular component: actin cortical patch. The record is from RefSeq and is a predicted model, not a curated record. Gene Ontology annotation, molecular function: phosphatidate phosphatase activity. The transcript has 2 exons. The coding region runs from base 236 to 1768 and encodes 510 amino acids. Lineage: Eukaryota; Fungi; Ascomycota; Sordariomycetes; Magnaporthales; Pyriculariaceae.